AUGGGGGAACAUAGAUCUAUCGAGGAGUCCAUCGACAAAGGGCUGGUGGAUAAUCCAGAAGAACCUAGUAGUAAUACCGAAGAUACCAUAGUCUUGGAAAAUCUCGGCUACAAACCUGUGCUCCAUCGAUCCUUCAGUCUAUUCCACAACUUUUCAACCUCAUUCGCCGCUCUCUACUUCGUCGGCGGUGUGCGUGUUACUUUUUCGACAGGUAUAGCCGCGGGCGGCAAUCUAGCCUACUGGACCAGUUUCAUCAUAAGCUGUGUUUUCACCUUCAUCACCGCCGCCGUCAUCGCAGAAAUAUGCUCAUCGUUACCACUUGCCGGAUCUAUUUAUUGGUGGGCGGCCGAGGCGGGCGGUCCUCGCUUUGGUCGAUUGUUUGGCUUCGUGGUCGCGUGGUGGAUCACAACGGCUUGGACUACCUUCUGUGCGAGUAUGGGUGCUGUCAAUUAUUUGCUAUCUGAAAUCGUCGUGUUCAACCUAGACUUCCCAUCCGAUAGUUCCGACGUCAAGUUUCGCGCUCUCCAAUGGAUCACCACUGAGAUCAUGUUAGCAUUAGCCGCAAUAUGGAAUCUUCUUCCUCCUCGUUACUUCAAAUGGAUAUUUUAUCUCUCGACUUCCUUCGUCAUCCUCGAUUUCCUCUUAAACAUUAUUUGGCUACCCGUCGCCACGGCGCGAACCAUCGGAUUUAGAUCGCCGCACGAUGCGUUCAUGACGACCUAUAACGGUACCGGUGCUCCCGACGCGUGGAACUGGUGUCUCUCAUUUCUAGCCACGGCAGGAAUCUUGAUCGGGUUUGAUGCUUCGGGCCACGUAGCCGAGGAGACGAAAAAUGCAGCAGUCACCGCUGCACGUGGGAUCUUUUGGAGCACGAUUAUUAGUGGGAUUGGAGGAUUCGUCGUUGUGAUUCUUUUCCUCUUUUGCGUGCCUGACGCCGAUACAUUCUUUUCUUUCGGUGGACCACAACCAUUCGUUCCGCUGUACGCUGUGAUCCUCGGAGAUGGCGGGCAUAUCUUCAUGAACAUCAUCUGUAUCGUGGCCCUUUGGUUCAACACCGCAAUCGCAGUGUUAGCAGCAUCUCGCUUAGUAUUUGCUGUCGCGCGCGACGGCGUCUUGCCUUUUUCCGGCUGGGUAUCCAAAGUCAUCGAUGGGCAACCCCGAAACGCAGUUCUUGUAGUCUGGGGCGUAUCAGCCAUCAUAACCUGUACCAUCCUACCCUCGGCUGUAGCAUUCACCUCCCUAGUCUCCGCAGCGGGAGUACCAUCAGCCGCUGCCUACGGUCUCAUAUGUCUCGGACGUCUUUUCUGCACGCCCAAGACCUUUCCAAAACCGGCUUGGAGUCUAGGUAGACUUAGUAAGCCGUUUCAGGCAAUUUCCGUGCUGUGGAAUGCGUGGGUGGUAGCGGUUUUGUAUUCGCCGUAUGUUUGGCCUGUAGAAGCAAAUACGCUCAAUUAUGCGCCUGUGAUCAUGGCUGCGACAACUAUAUUGGCGUUGAUUUCUUGGUGGGUUACUCCGGCUGAACGAUGGCUCCCGAGUCAGCGUAUUCAAGAGACACUGGAAGCGCGUGGUGCAGGAGAUUUGGUAGAAGAAGUCCAUUGAAGGAAAACACGUUUGAAUUAUGCCGUGUUCAGCAAGAAUUCAGCUCUCUUUGACUCAUGAAAUAAUCUAAAACACAAAAGCACCUCGCAUAUUUUUUUCUAUUUCCUUCAACAAUCAAUGAGUCUAUUACAAAUUUCAAUAAUACAGCUUGAGUAUCUGGCCAAGGCUUCAAAAGGUGCUUUACUAAAAGUUCCAUUGAUAUGAUGGCCGACAUUAUUUUUCAAUCCCUCUCUUAAGCGACUGCAACACUUCCGAUUUCUGCAGGUGG
Messenger RNA from Botrytis byssoidea, 1867 nucleotides. RefSeq lists its product as uncharacterized. The coding region runs from base 1 to 1599 and encodes 532 amino acids. The record is from RefSeq and is a predicted model, not a curated record. Gene Ontology annotation, cellular component: membrane. The transcript has 8 exons. Gene Ontology annotation, biological process: transmembrane transport. Gene Ontology annotation, molecular function: transmembrane transporter activity. Lineage: Eukaryota; Fungi; Ascomycota; Leotiomycetes; Helotiales; Sclerotiniaceae.